CUCUCUCUUACACUCAGAGGCAGCCUGUGAAAGGGUGCAUGGUCACUUGACCAAACAACUUUUUUUUUUCUUUCUUGUCAUUUGUGUGUAUCAUUAUGGAUGUUCCCAAUCAGGCAUAUCCUGUUUACCAAACCUGCCUUACCCUGCCUUACCACAGUGUCGCCCGAAUCUACCAGUGAGAAAACAUUUUAUUACACUCUCCUUCGUAUUCAUCAACACCACCUGAACAGUCCGCGUCACCGCCUCCCAAUCCGAGACCCGGCUAUUACUCCUACGUCAACCUCAAUCUUUGAAUCUUUUGGCGGUAGUGCCUCGAGUGCGCCCCAAGAUAACACGUCCGGCCCAUCUUUGACGUGGGGUCCCCUGCUCGCUGUUUUCAAGUGCUGCCCACCAUCUUCAGUACAAGCCAUUUUAGAUCGCUCUCACCCCACUACCAGCCGGACAAUGGGACAUGAUACUGGACUUCCACACCCAUUCUUGCAAUCUACCCAACCGGGUCGAUUUCACCGUGACCCUGUAUGCCUCGAUGGUUGUCUUGUGUUGAUCUGAGUUGUCCGAGACAUUUCCUUCGUGGCAAGGUCUCAUCGGCGUGCUCAUAAACUCUCAACGACCAAACGACUAGCGCCAGGAUUCCCGAGGAAUAUUGUUCAGUAGUCCAUAACACAUCGCAAAAU
Colletotrichum phormii is the source of this 674-nucleotide messenger RNA. RefSeq lists its product as uncharacterized. The record is from RefSeq and is a predicted model, not a curated record. The transcript has a single exon. The coding region runs from base 100 to 549 and encodes 149 amino acids. NCBI's taxonomy places the organism in Eukaryota, Fungi, Ascomycota, Sordariomycetes, Glomerellales, Glomerellaceae.